This is a messenger RNA of Polistes canadensis, 1287 nucleotides long. It is a transcript of the gene alpha-Man-IIb, whose product is annotated as alpha-mannosidase 2x-like. The record is from RefSeq and is a predicted model, not a curated record. Gene Ontology annotation, biological process: N-glycan processing; protein deglycosylation; mannose metabolic process. Gene Ontology annotation, molecular function: alpha-mannosidase activity. NCBI's taxonomy places the organism in Eukaryota, Metazoa, Arthropoda, Insecta, Hymenoptera, Vespidae. Gene Ontology annotation, cellular component: Golgi membrane.
UCCACCAUCUCUCUGGAAAAGCGGAUAUAGCCGGCGGCGUGUCAAAACCAUUCCGUUUGAGUCGUGACGCGAAUAGUACGGCGUGUUUCGCCAUAGCGUUCGGUUCGACGUUUUCUAUCUAUCUUUUUCUAUCUUUCUCUAUUUCUCUCUUUCUAUCUUUAUCUCUCUCGCUAUAUCUUAAUCACAUUCUCACUCUCGUUCUCGUUCUCGUUCUCGUUCAUUUUCUCCCUCGCACCGUCCAUCAUUUUGUCUCUAAUUGCAAGUAGUAUUCACGUUAAAUAUCGUUAUUAUUAUUAUUAUUAGUUUCAUCGUUUAUUCUCAUUAUCAUUUUCAAAUUACAAACGAGAAUUAUUUCAUCGUUCAUCCGCGUUCGAUAUUUUGUGAGAGAGAAAACUAACCAACCACCAACACAACUACCAACACCACUACCACCACUAUCAUCACCACCGAGUUGGUAUUAUUUCGCGCGUGUUUGUUAUUAUUUCUGUGGGUGUUGUUUGUUUCUUGUGUGUAAAAUACCUUGAAAUAAUAAUCAACGACGUACUUAUUGGCGGAUAUUAAUUGACGAGGAUUUACAGAUGAAACUUUGAGAUCUAUCAGAUAAUGUUUUUAAAAGUAUGUUCGAUCAUUGGUGAAAAGGAAAUUGUGCAUCAUCGAGGCUUUCUGUAUUAUACUCUUGCCGGAUUUCUUCUUUAGGAUUCAUCGUAAUAUCGGACGCAUUAUUAUGCUACAGAUUGGUGCGUUUACACGGAAGGUGUAUCCCAUGAAGUCGAAGGACGACGUAAAGAGAGUAGUAGUCGAGGGGUCGAGGUUCACGCUAAUCUACGGCAAAUGGUGAAUUUCAAAGUGAAACGAAAGGAGGGAAAAAAAGUGGAAGAAAAAAAAGAAGAAGAAGGUGGAGGAGAGGGUGGAGGAGUGGAAGGGGAAGGGGAAGAAGAAGAAGAAGAAGAAGAAAAAGAAAAAAAAGAAGAGGAAGGGGAGGAAAGAAAAUUCGACAAAAUGUAUAAAAUCUUGCGUCGAGGUUCGGGACGUGUUUUCGUCCUGUGCGUUGUCGUAUUAUCCCUUCUUCUAUGUCUUUAUUACGUAAAUCAAGCACAAGCACCGUCCACCGCCUCGUCGGCGGCUAUUUUAAACGACGAACUUCGUUACGAUAGAAGCGUUACACCGGUCACACCUGAUUACAGCGAACUACCAGAUUCUAGGAUAUCAUCGGCAACUUGUCCUGUCACCGAAUCGCGUCAGGCAGACAUCGAUGCUCAACGUGAAUUUGAGGAAUUCGAUUUUCAG